This is a messenger RNA of Topomyia yanbarensis, 1726 nucleotides long. RefSeq names its product short neuropeptide F (gene sNPF). Lineage: Eukaryota; Metazoa; Arthropoda; Insecta; Diptera; Culicidae. The record is from RefSeq and is a predicted model, not a curated record. The coding region runs from base 459 to 1100 and encodes 213 amino acids. The transcript has 7 exons.
UGCUGCUAAUGACACAAAGCUCGUGCCAACCGAAAGGGAAACAACUGAACAACAAUCGGUGGUGUCCGAUCCAUAGUGCCAAAGGACAAGCAACAGUUACCAUUCAGUGAUCAAAAAAGGUUUAGUCAAGUGAGGUGUUAUUUAUUUGGUGCUUUGUGUUAAUCGGGAAGGUAAAGGAAGAAUCCCAUGUGUUUUACAGUUUGGCGUAUAGCCCAUUAUUAGACUUCCUCAAUAGGUUUUUGAUACAUAUCAAUGAAAACUAGUGUGUGCAAACUGAAUGCGUGAUACAUCCGAAUUUUUUCAAUAAGUGAAUAAUACGUUCGAUACAGCUGAGAAAAGAUGGUGCGGCUUUUGUGAAUCGAUUAAACGGUCAUAUUCGGCGGAUUACUUGGUUCCAUUAUCCAAAUUGCAUAAUCGAUCAUUAUCAAAUUAACCAUCUGCCGAAACAUAUUAAGAGCAUGUAUCGAAUAAACCUAACUACGUUAAGUUUACUUCUUGUGCUUGGACCUGGCGGGUUGAUGUCGGAGCUCACACAAAAUGCUGACGGGACCAUAAAGGACUUGUACGAGUAUCUGCUACAACGAGAGUACGCUGCCCCUGUGUCGUAUGCGGAUCACCAGAUAAAGCGGAAAGCUGUCCGCUCGCCCUCAUUGCGGUUGCGUUUUGGACGACGCAGUGAUCCUUCAAUGCCGGUGCGGCCCGAGGAUGAUGACAUGGUAGAUUCCAGGUCUAUACGUGCCCCGCAGCUUCGAUUACGGUUCGGGCGACGAGACCCGAUGUGGUCGUCGUUCAAUGAGAAUGCACUGUUAGAGGAAAACUUUGACAAACGAGCUCCUUCUCAGCGACUCCGUUGGGGUCGCUCCGGAGGAUUGUUCCACGCGGAUGACGUCAUGCAACAAAAGUCGAUUCGAGCGCCUCAAUUACGACUUCGAUUUGGCAGAAGUGAUCCAACUUGGGCGAUGUUCAACGAGCAUCAGCUUGAUGGAAAACAUUUUAUAGAAGCUUCUCCUAGGCCAUUGCAGAAUGUAGAACUUUCGCAAGCUGACGACCCUACAGAGCAAACAGAUGACACCGAGACGCGAAAUAUGGAUGAAAAGUAACUCUUAACCGGAUUUGGACAAAUAUCAAGAAACUGCAACUGAUGUUUAAUUUACCCUACUAUUUUAGCAUAAGUUAUAUUUUGUUGGCCCCCAGAAAGGUGUUUUAUAUUUGCUAGUGAUAACUAUGUCAGGCAAGUUCAACAUCAGAAACCGUUUUCAUCGAACAGUCGCAGCACUGCGAACCAAUGAAAGACUACCGACAAGACAUACCUAUGCGUGCAUGUCGCGUAUUAAAUAAUACCCAAAAACUAAUGUUAACUUGAAAAACCAAACGGCAGCAAUGAAAAUUCUGAUCAAAUGUGAUGGUUACAAUUAACAUCAAAUCAUCAAUUUACAGUAACACAAAAAUCAUUUCAUAUGUCAUAACGUGCUAGAAGGUAUAAAGUAGAGUAUCAGUAUUUGUUCCAGUUUUAAUCGUAAAAUUGUAAACCAAAUUAAAGUAUUAUUAAUAUAGAGAGGGCGGCAUGUGCUACACUACCAUAAAGACGAAAAGUGAAUAGCUACCGAAGUUAAAAUAAAAAAAAUCUUGGACAUGUGAAAAAGAAUUGUACUCAACAAGAAAAAUGUACAUGUGUAUAAAACAAUAAAUACAUUCAUUGCUAGUGGAAAUAUAAAAACAAAUCAUU